GGGUCCGAUAAUUCCUCCUGCGCGUCGUCCGAUUCCUUCUCGGUAGAGAAGAGAGACGGGAGAGCCAAGUGUCUUCUCGAGGAAGUUGAUAGAGGAAGGGAGGAUGUCGUGGCAAACUUAUGUCGACGACCACCUGAUGUGCGAGAUUGACGGCCAGCGUCUCACCGCCGCCGCCAUUCUCGGCCAUGACGGUAGCGUCUGGGCCGUGAGCGCUUCCUUCCCCCAGUUCAAACCGGAGGAGAUCACUGCAAUCAUGACCGACUUUGUUGAUCCUGGAUCUCUUGCACCAACUGGAUUAUUUCUUGGUGGAACAAAGUACAUGGUCAUCCAAGGUGAACCGGGUGUUGUGAUUCGAGGGAAGAAGGGCAGUGGUGGGAUUACAGUCAAGAAAACGAAUCUGGCAUUGAUUAUUGGUAUAUAUGAUGAGCCCAUGACUGGUGGACAGUGCAACAUGGUUGUCGAGAGGCUUGGUGAUUAUCUUUGGGAUCAGGGGUUUUGAAUUUGGUAUUGGUGCCUUUAAACUUGUAUAUUUAUUUUGUUGGCAUUACCAGUAACUCGUGGAAUGGGGCUUGCAACCUCGAGUGCAAAUGAGUAAUUAAUCUGCUUGAUGUCAUGUUGGAAAUGUAUUGCAAGUGUUGUCGGUCUUUGUUUGUCA
This is a messenger RNA of Musa acuminata subsp. malaccensis (wild Malaysian banana), 655 nucleotides long. RefSeq names its product profilin. Gene Ontology annotation, cellular component: cell cortex. Gene Ontology annotation, molecular function: actin monomer binding. NCBI's taxonomy places the organism in Eukaryota, Viridiplantae, Streptophyta, Magnoliopsida, Zingiberales, Musaceae. The record is from RefSeq and is a predicted model, not a curated record.